UGCAUUAGCAAAAUAUUUUUUCUUUGGUGGAUGGGGCACCAAAGCAGUUUCCAGCCCUGGGGCCCCAUCCUUGUAAACAACCCUAAACUACAUCACUUCAUAGUUUUCAGUCAAAAGGUUCAACUUUUCACACUUUGUUACAGACUUAUUCCAAAUUGUAUUAAAUUCAUCUCUUCUCUCAAAAUUCUACACACAAAAACCGGAUCAUGGGUUUUUGGGGGGAAAAAAAAGGUUUUUGAGAUUUUUUUUUCACAUUUAUUAAAAAUAGAACGCCCCAUUAAAACGGUCUCAUUAAUUACACUCAUGCUGUAACACGUGGUUUUGAGGAGCACACCACCACUGACUUGGCUCCUGCAGAUUCCCCUAAAUUUCAAUCCAAAUCAGUAAAUGUGGGAAAGGCCCCUCGCCUCCGAACUUGCAACACGUAAAACAAUGUCCUGCAGUUGUGGUGAAAACCUUCUAUUUUGACAACAAUAAACCGUCUCAGUCACCGCUAAAACAUUCUUGUUCUGGAAAUUUUCAUGGCCUUGGUUUUUCUUUCUACAAGUUUUGCAAUACAAGUGUCAGAGGUUUUUGUUUGUUUGUUUGUUUUUUUGUUGUUUUUGGGGACAAACAUUCUAAAAAUCAGUUUUUCUUGAUUCCUCUUCGCCCUGCAGAGUGCAUGGCUUCGGCGGGAAUGUCUGCUCAACGGGAUGACGUCUCCGCAGGAAGACGGGCCUACUCGUUUGGUGGGAAUUUGGGUUUCUAUGGAAGGAAUGCCAACGAGGAGGUUUCCUGCAAGCUGUAAGACUCCUUUUAUAAUUGGAUGAUGUGACGUUUCAAUUAUUCAAUUGCUCUGCCAAGGGCCAUGACCAAAUAAUACAACAAUGCAGAAGCAAACAACGAGCCCUGCAGGAAAAACCCUGUCAAUUUUAGAAGUAAAAUCUAAUAAUGCAAGUUGCUGUAAACUGUAUUUAGAUUAAAGACGACCUGACAGCGGCGACUGGCCCGCCUCCGGUCCGGCCGGCGGUUUCACCCUGGGCCAUUAGUGUUGGAGAUAGAAACAUCGUAUUUCUUGCUCUGUGGUUUCUGUCUGCCUGAUGGUGGGUGUAUCCAUCAGCAGUCUGACAAAUUCCCUUUCAUCCAAAGCCACCUCACAGGUCAGUUCUAGUUUCAGCUCCGUCGGCCACGGAACGCCUCCACUUCACGCCUGCAGCUCCAGUAAACGGAUGAGUUUUCACUGAGCCAGCAGGACUCCGCUUGAAACGGCUGGAUGGCACGACGCUGCUGUCGCUUGAGAAACAUCUUGAUCUGCAUGUGUACGCCAUGCUGCUGCCUUACCCUGCUCUACAGCUACGCCAUCAUCACCAUUUAUCUGCACAUGAAUUCAAUGGUGUUGAGACACAUCGCCAUGGUUUCCCCAAAUCUGGCAAGCCCCCAUUUUGUAGCCGCAGGUGCUUCGAGCAACGGCAGCGGUCCCUCUGUCCCUAAAACCUUCUGGGAACAGCAUCUGCAAAGCGAUGCCUUGUGGAACCGGCUUCAACGGCACGUCGACCACCGUUUCAACCCCAUCAUCCGCAAAGAAAAGUCCGACAUGUUGUUAGAACGAAGUAGCUCUGACGAGUCUCUGCUGCACCAAAGCUACUUUGAAGUUACCGGCAUGGCCAGCGUGAGGGAGAAUUUUGAGAGACUGCCACAGCAGGUACGAGAAUUUGCAAGCAGCAUGCACAAGAGGAACUACCCUAUCCUCAUCCAACCAGAUGGAGAGUGUGGAGCUCAGUCAGAGCAGGAGAAGGAGCCUCCGCUGAUUCUUUUUGCCAUCAAGUCAACGGCGCUAAACUUCAGGAACCGACGGGUCAUUCGACAGACUUGGGGUCGUGUCGGAUGGGUGGAGGGACAGAGGAUCAACGGCAGCGACGGAGAUGUGGGCGGAGGAUACAUCCGAAGGGUAUUCUUACUGGGCAAAGAAACUCCAGAAGACCUGGGUGUAGACAUAUCCCAUUUACUGAGAGCAGAAAGUAAGCGUCACAGAGACAUUCUGCAGUGGGAUUUCAAAGACACGUUUUUUAACCUGACUCUGAAGGACGUGCUCUUCUGGAGCUGGUUCUCACGCCACUGCAGUAAGCCUCUCUUUGUCUUGAAGGGAGACGAUGACGUCUUCGUCAACACCCCAAAGCUGAUCAGCUACCUCCAGGAUCAGCUAGAGAAGCACAGAUCCCACAACACCCUGCAUGAGUUCAUGGUCGGCGAGGUGAUAGGGUCUGCUUUGCCCAACCGAGUGAGGAGAUCAAAGUAUUUUAUCCCAGAGAGCUUCUACAGGGGGUUCUACCCCAUGUACGCGGGCGGAGGAGGGGUGGUGUACUCUGGGGAGUUGACUAGACGCCUGCACAACAUCUCUAAAAUAAUCCACCUGUUUCCUAUUGACGACGUCUACGUCGGAAUGUGCAUGAUUCGGCUCAACGCCCAACCCAUCCACCACCCGGCUUUCCUCACCUUCGACUUCACUGAGAAGGAAGAGGCACAGCCGUGUUCGUAUCACACCAUCCUUCUGGUCCACAAGCGAAGCCCCAGAGAAGUAGUCGAGCUGUGGGCCGACCUGAAAGACACGAGGGAACAAUGUCAGGGUGUACCGCUGAGGGCAGUCAAGAAGAUAAAACAGAAAGCAACACCGUCACCAAGUGUUUAAGCUCAGCUCUGGACUCUUAUCUGAAAAAACUAUGUUAAAAACAGUUCUGAUCAACUGUGA
Molecule: messenger RNA, 2725 nt
Organism: Poecilia latipinna (sailfin molly)
Lineage: Eukaryota; Metazoa; Chordata; Actinopteri; Cyprinodontiformes; Poeciliidae
Product: N-acetyllactosaminide beta-1,3-N-acetylglucosaminyltransferase 2-like
Exons: 2
Coding region: 1253-2665 (470 amino acids)
Biological process (GO): protein O-linked glycosylation; poly-N-acetyllactosamine biosynthetic process
Cellular component (GO): Golgi membrane
Molecular function (GO): UDP-glycosyltransferase activity; hexosyltransferase activity
Source: RefSeq, a predicted model, not a curated record